Molecule: messenger RNA, 311 nt
Organism: Racocetra persica
Lineage: Eukaryota; Fungi; Glomeromycota; Glomeromycetes; Diversisporales; Gigasporaceae
Source: the annotation of a GenBank genome assembly
AAUUGGAGUCAACACGUUGUAUGGUCGUAUUACAAUAUGCCGACUCGGGUAAUUUGCGUGAAUUUCUGGAUCAUAAAGAAUUAUCAUGGAUUAAUAAAUUGCACAUUGCAAGAGACAUAGCGCAUGGAUUAUGUCAAUUACAUAAAGCUGGAGUAGUGCAUGGAGAUUUACAUACACAAAACAUAUUUAUCAAUAAUUAUCAAGCUUUCAUAAGAGCUCCAAGGAUGAUUUUACCUGAUGAUACAUCAGCCUCUUAUUACAGUGCAGCACCAGAAACAAUUCCAUACGUAGAUCCAAAAAUUGUUAAUGAC